AUGUUGCCAUGUGACAUAACGCCAAUGGAGCGGGAUGAUGCCGUCUAUAUGGUGCUCUGGUUUCGAGAGGGAGACGGCGAACCCAUCUACAACUUUGAUGUGAGGGGUCGUCAGUUUGGACAGGCUCGUUUAUGGUCCUCGCCAUUGGCCUUUGGACCCAGAGCGCAUUUCAGCAGCACAUCGCAUCCUGCGCAGCUGAAAAUCGACACGGUUCGAAUUGAGGAUGAGGGCGUUUAUCGAUGUCGUGUCGAUUUUCGUAAUUCACCUACGCGAAAUCUGAAAAUAAAUCUAACCGUUAUUGUGCCCCCGGAUAGACCCAUUAUCUAUGAGCCCAACAGGCAUGACAAGACCAGCAAUGUCGAGUCCUUCAACGAGGGCAACGAUAUCGUCCUUGCCUGCGAGGUUUCCGGUGGUCGACCCCGUCCAAAUGUCACCUGGUACUUGGACAACACCGUCAUUGAUGAGACCUUUGAUCAGCGUGCCGAUGGCAAAACCGUUAAUCAUUUAUCCUAUCCCAAUAUUGGUAGACAACAUCUCAAUGCCCGUUUGGUUUGUGUGGCCAGCAAUACGAAUUUAACGCCGCCCAACAACAAGGUCGUCAUACUGGAUGUCAACUUGAAACCUGUUGCCGUGCACAUCCUGACCAAGGAUCGCUUUGUAUCCGCGGAUCGCACCUAUGACAUCGAGUGUAAAAGUUCGGGCUCGAAACCGCCGGCUUUAAUCUCCUGGUGGAAGGCCAACAAGCAGCUGAAAAAAUUCACCAAGAAUUUUAAUGAGCCAGACAAUCAAUCCCUAAGUAUACUGACGUUUACACCCAGUCGGGAGGACGAUGGCAAAUAUUUAACAUGUCGAGCUGAAAAUCAAUUCAUCGAUGGCAGCUCCAUCGAGGACAAAUGGCGUCUCAUUGUGCACUACCAACCAACAACGGUGUUAAAGAUGGGCUCCUCCUUGAAUCCGGAUGACAUUAAGGAAGGCGACGAUGCCUAUUUUGAAUGCAUUGUGCAAUCAAAUCCGAAACCCUACAAGAUGUCCUGGUUCCACAAUGGCAAGGAGCUGCAGCAUAAUAUCUCCGUGGGCAUCAUAUUGUCGGAUCAAUCGCUGGUCCUACAGAGCGUUUCGAGGGCCUCGGCGGGGGACUACACCUGCCUGGCUGUCAAUUCGGAGGGCAAAGGCCUCAGUAAUCCGGUCACAUUGCGCAUACGCUACGCGCCCAUCUGUGCCAUCGAGCAUGAGGAGCUCUUGGGCGCCCUCAAGCACGAGACGCUGCCACUGAAGUGCGAAGUGGAUGCCUCUCCACCUGCCGACUCCUUCCACUGGACCUUCAACUCUUCGGGGGAGCAAACGGAGCUACCCGCCCGUCUUCAUUCCAGCGAGACGGGCAUGUCGAGAUUGAAUUAUACGCCCAGCUCGGAUCUGGACUAUGGCACAAUUUCCUGUUGGGGCAAGAACUCAAUUGGACUACAAAAGAGUCCCUGUGUCUUUCAAAUUGUGGCUGCAGGUCGUCCAUUUCCAUUGCAAAAUUGCACUGUAAGCAAUCAGUCUGUGGAUUCACUUCAAGUUGACUGCAUCGAGGGAUUCGACGGAGGUUUACCCCAGAGCUUUAUGCUUGAACUGGUCGAAUUGAAUUCACUGCGCUUGGCCAGAAAUAUAACAGUCACUCACACGCCGGCUACAUUUCUCAUUGAGAAUCUGGAUCAGGCAGCCACCUAUCGCAUGAUCAUCUUUGCAGUCAAUGUCAAAGGUCGCUCCGAGCCAAUAAUCAUUGAUGACAUUAACUUUAAGGGCGUGGCUAAAUUAACAGGUAGCACCACGGGUCUUCCCAUUCCGCUUUCUCCAGUUCUAGCCGGAGUGACGCUCUUCUGUGGACUCCUAUUCGCCAUAUUCUGCAUCAUUCUGGCGGCGAUUUACAGACGGUUCUCCAAUCGCCGCAACGAUAAUAAUCUCAAAGCCGUUAAGCACACACAAUUAGCCAUACCAUCAGACUGCCAACUGGAUCCGUUGCGUCCCAAUCAGCAUGCAAAUGGCCAGGGCCAGGGCCAGGGACAAGGACAAGGGCAAGGGAUGGGAAUGGGCAUAGGAAUGGGUGUGGGUAUGGGACAUGGCCAGGAACAGUCUCACCACAGUCUGUUGCCGAUUAAUUGUGAUAAUCGAAAUGCGGUCGAGUGCGGCAACUUGGGCAACGAAUUGAGCCUGGACGGUGGGACGAGAACAUCUCCAAGUGGUCAUGUUCUCACCAUGUCAAUGGGCAGCGAUACAUUGCGUUCCACAGCGCGUACUCGGCCCAGUCAACAACUGCUUGGGGAUCAGGCCGAUAUAGAUGACACGGAUCCCGAUGUUAUACCCAAUCAGUAUGAAAAAAGGCCUUUAAAGGCACUUGUGGUAUCCCCAGGAUUUGCCAGUCCCUCGACGCGACUGAUGCAGCGGGAUUACUGCAACAGUCGAGAUGCCGAGCAUCUGAAGAGCACUCCCGAAUGUAUGGGAGGUGGUCCAGAGGCCAGUACAAUUGGCCUCUUAAGCAAUUCAGGCAAUGAAGUACUGCAUUAUACCUUCCGCCCAAGCAAACAAAUUAGCUAUGCCACUCUCAAUAAGAAAGGCAUAACAACCUGUAGUCCGCCACUGGGAUCGUUGACCUAUAAUGACCUGCACUCUUCCAGACCUAACAGAGUUCUGCGGGAGUCACAUUUCUGAGUAACGAUAUAUCCCUCCCUGUCGUACUAUAUCAUAUUAUAUGUAUCCAAUCUCUAUGAAAGUAUUAUCAAUUGAUUUUUAAACGAGUUUAACUACUAGCCACAAAAUGUGUUGAAUACCUAUGUGUAAUUAGACAUAUCUAACUAUAAGGCAUAAUAAUUGUAAAUAGAUCGAUUAUAUAUAAGUAUAAGUAUAUUUAGAGAUGGAUAGCAUUGAAUUAUCGAUUAGUUGAAUGGUAAUCGAAUGUCUUCAUAUUAGCAUGAAUGUUUUCCUGGAACUUAUUUGUGUACUGCCUAAAUCAAAUCGCAACGAUAACGAUAACGAUCAAUUUAUUGAUAACUUGUAAAUAAAAUGAAAUUGUUUGUUAUCACAAGAAAGGCUCCCCAAAAAUAUAAUUCGAAUAAGAUAUUAUUGUUAAGUAUAUAGAACAAUUGAAGUCCCCGCUAAAUCUAUAAUACUUAUGUUCUGGCUAACUGUGUCCUCACUAAAACUUAUAUUAGUUAAUGAUAAUAUUAAUGCAUUGGCAUUCUAUACAGACUUCCUAAUUAUACCUAUAGUAUAUAUAGAUACAUAUAUGCUUCGUAUUCGAAGGAACACUGUUGACGACACAGUCUAGCCAAUUAGUAUGUGCAUGAGUGUGUGACUGACUGAGUGUGUGUGUGUGUGUAUGAAUGUGUUUCUGUUUUAGACUCAAUAUUUCUAGGCCAAGAAAUGUGUAUUUGUAUGUGUGUUAAACUUAAGCUGAAAGCAAA
Messenger RNA from Drosophila innubila, 3440 nucleotides. Its product is annotated as hemicentin-1. The record is from RefSeq and is a predicted model, not a curated record. Lineage: Eukaryota; Metazoa; Arthropoda; Insecta; Diptera; Drosophilidae. The coding region runs from base 1 to 2688 and encodes 895 amino acids. Gene Ontology annotation, molecular function: protein binding. The transcript has 16 exons.